Molecule: messenger RNA, 325 nt
Organism: Ambispora leptoticha
Lineage: Eukaryota; Fungi; Glomeromycota; Glomeromycetes; Archaeosporales; Ambisporaceae
Source: the annotation of a GenBank genome assembly
AAUAUCCUUAGAAAGCAUUCUUUUGAUACAUGACGUUGGUGUACAAGUGAAAACGACCUUUAUGGAUGGAAGAUGCGUGUCAAAAUUUAUUGAUCGAUCGAAAAUAUUGGAUGUGGUUAUAAACGAAGGGAUCACAAUGCUGUCCGUUAAAUUUUAUUUGGCGAUAAUUGUCGAGGGGCAAGAUCGGAUGGUGGUGGUGUUUGAGCAUUUAUUACCUCGUCUAAAUAUUUUAUUAAAAGUUUAUCAAGGCACUAGAGCUGUUAUUUUUCAUGAAUUAGAAGAGAAUAUGGACACAAAUGGAAAUAUCAAUGAUCCUUCAUGUUAG